UCGUCUCGCGAUGGACAAGAUUCACAGACUCAAUGUCGUGCAUCGGCUGGAGAAGAGAAGCCUUCUUAUAGCAAUAAACUGCAUUGCAGGUCUUUCUAUUCUCUUCUUCGGUUAUGACCAAGGAAUGAUGGGAGGCGUCAACACGGCGUACGAUUACUACACGCGAAUGGGCUUCGGUCACAAAGGACCUGACGGCGGAGUCGUCGUAGACAAUGAUCUCCUCCAGGGUGGCAUAGUCUCAGUCUACUAUCUCGGAACUUUAGUAGGCUGUCUCGUAGGAGGUUCGUUCGGAGAUCACUUUGGCCGCAUCAAGACUGUGUUCCUUGGAGCUGCCGUCGGAGUCGUGGGUGCAGCGCUGCAAACUUCCGCCAUGAACCACGAAUGGAUGAUCUGCGCGCGCCUCGUCAACGGCUGGGGAACAGGAAUCCUCAACGCCAUCAUACCUGUUUGGGCUACCGAAACCGCUGAGCACACUUCGCGCGGCCAGUUCAUUGCAAUCGAGUUUACGCUCAACAUUCUCGGUGUGGUGAUUGCGUAUUGGCUUGAGUACGGGUGCUCGUUUUACGGCGACGGCACCUCGUCUUUUAUCUGGCGCUUCCCCAUCGCUUUCCAGAUUCCCAUGCUCCUCAUCCUCAUGGGUGCCGUUCUAUUCUUCCCUGAAUCGCCGCGCUGGCUGGUGAAAGCUGGACGAGAGGAAGAGGCGAGGUAUAUUCUAGGGCGCCUUCGAGGCGACACAGAUCCCUCCGAUAAAGAGAAAGCCGAGGCCGAGUAUCAAGACAUUAUAUCGUCCUGUGAGCUCGAACGUAAGGAGUUCAAACAGCAAACAUACUACCACAUGCUCUUCGGCAUCAACUCAGGCCGUCUCCACACAGGACGACGUGUGCAGCUCGUCAUCUGGCUCCAAAUCAUGCAGGAAUGGGUCGGAAUAGCAGGAGUAACCAUCUAUGCCCCGACCAUCUUCGGCAUCGCAGGCAUGAGCCCCGCGAAGCGACAAUGGAUCGCCGGCCUGAACAACAUCUUCUACAUGUUCUCCACGCUCAUCUGCGUCUUCACCCUCGAUCGCAUCGGGCGCCGCUGGACGCUCUACUGGGGCUCUGUGGGACAGGGCAUCGCCAUGGCGCUGGCAGGCGCCUUUUCGUACCUAGGCCAGCGCGCUACAGCCGUCGACGACGCCGCCAAAGCCGCAAGCUACGGAAACGCAGCCGUAUCCAUGGUUUUCCUCUUCACCUUCGUGUUCGGCGCCACCUGGUUGACAGUGCCGUGGCUCUACCCGGCCGAAAUCUUCGGCCUCGAGAUCCGCGCAAAGGGCAACGCUUGGGGCGUUGUCGGCUGGUCGAUUGGAAACGGCUGGCUGACGCUGCUGUGCCCCAUCAUGUUCAAGAACAUUGGCGAGAAAACUCUGUAUAUCUUCGCCGCUUGCAACAUCAUCUCUAUCCCGAUGGUCUGGGCUUUGUACCCCGAGACCAACCAGCGCACCCUCGAGGAAAUCGAUCUCCUCUUCGCGUCGGACAGUAUAUGGAAUUGGGAGGCGGAAAAGAAUUUCGCGAGGAUGAAGGAGGAAGGGGUGCAGGUCGUGAGGAGGAGUUCCUUGAACGAUGUGGAGCACGGGAAUGGGAGGAAAGCGAGUGUGGUCAAGGAUGUGCAUCAUCUCGAGGCACCGCCAAAGGCUGAAUUGUAGGGUUGUUUGAGCGAGUUUGAAAGUAUUCCUGUUGAUGUGAUAGUAAGUGACUAGGCCUGAAUCUAACUAAGCAUGAUCGUGACAUGGAAUUGUCCCCCCCCUUUUUUUUUCUUUGUUUAAGUUUAUUUGCCUUUCCCUUCUAUAUAUAGCAAAUAUAAACGAAAAGGUCAAGUUCAGAGGGAAAUGAAGAAGAAAGAAGGGAGGGGGGAACUAGGGAAGAUUACUAAGUGGAGAGUUGGACGGAUGAUGCAUCGCCGGGGAAAAAAAAACUACUAAAAACUUAGGUACCUACCCCACACACCCAACACCGCGAACCCAAGGAAAAAUUUCCUCCGUCGUCAUUCGUCCAAAUUUUUGUGGAAACCAACAGCUUCCGUCUAGACCCUUUUUUUUUGUACCGGAUAU
Periconia digitata is the source of this 2083-nucleotide messenger RNA. Lineage: Eukaryota; Fungi; Ascomycota; Dothideomycetes; Pleosporales; Periconiaceae. The record is from the annotation of a GenBank genome assembly.